Molecule: messenger RNA, 1222 nt
Organism: Acomys russatus (golden spiny mouse)
Lineage: Eukaryota; Metazoa; Chordata; Mammalia; Rodentia; Muridae
Product: C-type lectin domain family 10 member A-like
Exons: 10
Coding region: 226-1197 (323 amino acids)
Molecular function (GO): signaling receptor activity
Source: RefSeq, a predicted model, not a curated record
GUUCCCAAAACAGAGCAUUGGAUCUCCAGACACAAAGGAGUGGGUGGGCUCUGACAUGCUUGUGGCUUCUGCUUGGCCCCGCCCAUAUCCACCCUCCGAGAUAUAGCUCUCCACUCUGACUGACUUCCCACCUCCAGUCACUGCUGUCCAGGGAAGCUAAGAGUCCCAGUCUCCAGACUUCACACCGUUCUGACCACCCCAGAAACGCCUUGUGUUUGUCUAAACAUGACAGUGACGUAUGAAAACUUCCAGAACUUGGAGAGUGAGGAGAAAAACCAGGAGAAUGGAAAAGGUGGCAGGAAAGGAGGAACAAGGUCUCCUAAGCGCGCGCUAACGCCUCCUCCUCCUCAGUUCUUCCUGUGCAGCGUCCUCUCCUGGACCCACCUGCUCCUGUUCUCUCUGGCCCUCAGCCUCCUGCUGCUGCUGGUUGUCUCUGUGAUUGGAUCCCAAAACUACCAGUUAAGGAGGGACCUAGGUGCCCUGAGAGCCACUUUGGCCAACACCACCUCCAGCACAAAGGCUGAAGUCCAGACCCUGACCUCCAGGGGUGACAGAUUGCAAGAAAAUAUCAGUUCCAUGAACAGGGAGGUGGAGGAUCACAGGAAAGAACUGCUGGCAGGCAGAAGCUUGAGCCAGAAGGUGGCUUCUCUGGAAAGCACAGUGGAGAAAAAGGAGCAGGCGUUAAAAACAGAUCUAUCUGAAAUAAGUGCGCGUGUCCAACAGCUGGGGAAGGACCUGAAUGUCCUGACGUGCCAGCUUGACCGCCUCAAAAACAACGGCUCGGAAUCGUACUGCUGCCCCCGUCACUGGACGGAGCAUGAAGGGAGCUGCUACUGGUUCUCUCAAUCUGAGAAGUCGUGGCCUGAAGCCGACAAGUCCUGCCAGCUGGAGAAUUCUCACCUGGUGGUGGUCAACUCCCUGGAGGAGCAGAAAUUUAUUGAGGACCUCAAGGGCCCUGUGCACUCCUGGAUGGGCCUCACGGACCAGAAUGGGCCCUGGAGAUGGGUGGAUGGGACCGACUUUGACACAGGAUUCAAGAACUGGAAGCCACAGCAGCCGGAUAACUGGCACGGACACGGGUUAGGAGGAGGUGAGGACUGCGCCCACUUCUCUUAUGACGAUGGCCGCUGGAACGACGAUGUUUGCCAGAGGCUUUACCAUUGGAUUUGUGAGAUGGAGCUGGGCAGAGGCAGCUGAGCCCCUUCCGGUGCCUCGGAGCCUC